AUGGCUGAAACGACGCCGGAUGGAGCUGUUCCGUCUCUCUUUUCUCCUUACGAUAUGGCCGGCUUCAAACUCUCACACAGGGUUGUGCUAGCACCGAUGACCAGAUGCAGAGCGCUGAACGCCAUGCCCAACUCUGCCCUUGUUGAGUACUACACGCAGAGGGCCACAAAUGGCGGAUUUCUUAUCACAGAGGGAACCAUGAUUUCCCCUACAGCCGCUGGGUUCCCGCAUGUGCCGGGCAUCUUCAACAAGGCGCAAGUGGAGGCGUGGAGGAAAGUGGUGGAUGCUGUGCAUGCUAAAGGUGCUGUUAUAUUCUGUCAGCUGUGGCAUGUGGGCCGGGCUUCGCAUCCAGAGCUUCAGCCUGGUGGAAUAGCCCCAGUAUCCUCCACUGACAAGCCAAUAUCCAAGAGGUGGAGAGUAUUGUUGCCUGAUGGAAGCUAUGGAGUUUAUCCCGAGCCACGCAAAUUGGAAACCUACGAAAUACCCGAGCUGGUGAGACAAUAUCGACAGGCGGCCAUAAAUGCCAUUGAAGCAGGCUUCGAUGGCAUCGAGAUCCACGGAGCCCACGGCUACCUAAUCGACCAAUUCACAAAGGACGGCAUCAACAACCGCACGGACGAGUACGGAGGGUCACUCCAUAACCGCUGCAAAUUCAUCAUACAAAUCGUCCAAUCAGUGGCCUCAGCCGUGGGGCCAGCCCGGGUCGGAGUUCGUAUCUCGCCCGCAAUCGACCAUCUCGACGCCGUGGACUCGGAUCCUCUUGCACUGGGCCUGGCCCUGAUCGAGCGGCUCAACAAACUUCAAGCAGAUUCCGGAUCGAGGCUCGCGUACCUGCACGUGACGCAGCCUCGGUAUACAGCCUACGGGCAGGCAGAGCCCGGCCGGCACGGAAGCCCAGACGAAGAGGCCCGUAUGAUGCGGGCGUGGCGUGGGGCCUACGAGGGCACGUUCAUUUGCAGUGGGGGGUUCACGAGGCAGCUGGGGAUGGACGCGGUGGCUGGGGGUGAUGCAGACUUGGUGGCUUACGGGCGGCUGUUCAUUGCGAACCCGGAUUUGGUGGAGCGGUUGAAGUUGGAUGCGCCUAUGAAUAGGUAUGUUCGGGCGACUUUCUACACGCAUGAUCCUGUCGUGGGGUACACGGACUACCCUUUCUUGGGAAACGGUGGCGGUGGGAAAAUCGGACUGGUUUCGCGUCUGUGA
This is a messenger RNA of Striga hermonthica, 1200 nucleotides long. Lineage: Eukaryota; Viridiplantae; Streptophyta; Magnoliopsida; Lamiales; Orobanchaceae. The record is from the annotation of a GenBank genome assembly.